Messenger RNA from Angiostrongylus costaricensis, 1251 nucleotides. Lineage: Eukaryota; Metazoa; Nematoda; Chromadorea; Rhabditida; Metastrongylidae. The record is from the annotation of a GenBank genome assembly.
AUGCAGUACAUCAUCGCCGUAGACGUCGGCACGACGACGAUCCGUGCCUGUCUGUACGAUGACAAGUGCCGGUUGGUCGACGUCGCUUCAGAUAAGAUUCAAGUGGAAAUCUCUGGAAAUGGUGAACUUCGGGUAGAAAUCGACCCUGAUGUGCUGUUCGAUCAGUUCAUUCAGGCAUUAAAUGUUAUCGGUGCUGUGUUAUACUUCUUGACACGUAAUCCACGAUUCAAGGCUGCUCGGAUGCUGAAAUUUCUCAGUUCGAUGGUCUCGCAUCGUGUUAUGGUGACCAUUCAACAGUCGAUGACUCUGAAGAAUUUACUCGAGCUUGACAAAUUAGAUUUCGGCUGUCUUGAAACAUGGCUUCUGUGGAGGUUGACCGAUGGUAAUGUGCACAUUGCUGAGGCAUCUAACUGCUCGUCGACUGGAAUGUUUGACCCAUUCAUAAAUGACUACAACAUGGUAAUACUGCGAAUUAUGGGUUUUCCGACAAUGAUUCUACCUCAAGUGGUUGACUCGGCCAACCAUGCGAGACCACUAGGUCAUGUGGCACAGCGAUUGUUCUCUCGGAAUAUACCGAUUUAUGCCGUGUUGGCUGAUCAACAGUCAGCAUUAUAUGGAAGUGGAGGUUGGAGGAGAGGAGAUGUCAAGAUAUCUCUUGGAACGGGAACGUUUGUCGAUAUGAAUACUGGUAGCACCAUUCACGCGUCGAUGACUGGAUUGUACCCUUUGGUAGCAUGGCGUGUUGAAAACGAACCCGUAUUCGUUGCUGAAGGAAAUAAUCAUGCUACAGCAGUAGUGCUUAAAUGGGCUGAAAGUAUCGGACUCUUCUCAAAUGUUGCCGAAAUUUCUGACCUAGCACGGACGGUUCCGGAUUCAAAUGGAGUCCUCUUCAUACCUGCAUUUGGAGGCAGGAUUUAUAUGGUUAGGGCGAUUUUGGAGUCAAUCGCAUUUCGUGUCUAUCAAAUUUUGGAGACAAUGCACGAUGAAGUCGGUAUUAUCGACAAACCUAGGAUAAGAAUAUGUGGUGGCGUAGCGGCAAACGACUUUAUAUGCCAAACUAUUGCUACAUUAACUGGUGUAGCAAUUGAAAGGAUGAAAGACGUUAGUUAUGUGGCUUGUCGUGGCGUUGCUCUUCUUGCCGGAUAUGCUCAAGGUGCGUGUGCAAUGUUUAAAGAUGAACUCAUGAAGCUGUCAGCGUCGUUAAUUUCCCUGAAAUUUGUAGUUCAGUCAAAAAUUUUAAAUUCUAUUUAG